AUGCCCAAACGAAAGCGCUCCGUCGCAGAAACCGUACAGAAUAAAUUAGAAAAAUAUCGAAUUGAUAUAUUUCGAGCUCUAAGCUCUGCAAAAGUCUAUGAGCGAAAGCGCUUCAGCACCAAGCUGCGCGAGCCUGGAAUCACAGUCGCGAAGAAGACCAGGUUAGAGCGCGAGUAUGGAGUAUUAAAAUCUCUCGAUCUGCGGCAAACUGCCCGCCAUCACCUGCACUCGAAUCUUCUCCGAAUCAAGGCCGUAGAAACGUCGAAUGACAUCCCAGAGGAGCUCCGCGCUGAAGUUCCGCGACCAACCCUUUCUCCGGAAGAAAUUGCAUUGCAGAAUAAUGUUAUAAGCAUUCUAUGCAGUGCAAGCUCAACCAGACAUGCGCUCGACCGUGCGAUUACAGACAUCUGCGAAACAAUAGGCGUGCCUGUUCCAACCAAGUCGAAGCGUGUGAGAAACAAGAGAAAAGACACAGAAGAGCAACCUGCAGAUAGGGAAGACGAGGACAACGAUGAACAAGAAGACGACGUGAAGCCUUCAGCCGACUCUAAGAAGAAGAAGGAGAAGAAGGAGAAGAAGCAAGAGACUGCGGAAGAAGACCCUGACAGCGAAUCUGAGUUCGAGGGCUUUAGCUCUGAUGCAGACGAGCCUAGACCAACGAUUGAGGAAUUGGAAGGAUCUGAUCAAGAAACUGCGGUGACAAAAUACGAUGAUCUGCUAGGUGGCUCUUCUGACGAUAGCGAGGACGAAUUUGACGAGGAGUUGUUGGCAAAGUACCGCGGGACGGAACAGGUCAAUCUGGACGAUAUAUCAGUAUCCGGUUCAGGGUCCGAAGCUGAAGAUGAAGACGAGCAAGACCUAGAAUCCAUAACCGGCUCGCGGUCGCCCUCACCGUUACCAACGAGGAAGCCAAAGAAGUCAACCGGCGACGACGGCGACAACGACGAUGAGAAGCCGAAGCCCGAGACCACGAAAAGUAAGAAGGAGAAGAAGGAAGAGGAGAAGAAGAAGCGGGCUGCCAAGGCGGCAUUGAAAGCAGCCCGGCCAGGCGAUUCCACUUUCCUUCCUACACUCAUGGGUGGCUAUAUCUCCGGAUCUGAGUCCGCAUCCGACAUUGAUGCCCCGCCUAAGAAACGCCGUGGACAGCGCGCACGCCAAGCCAUCUGGGAGAAAAAAUACGGAGCAAAGGCGAAGCACCUUCAGAAGCAAGCCGCAAAGGGCGGCAGAGAUGCCGGCUGGGACAUGAAGCGCGGUGCUGUAGGACCAGAGGACCAAGGCCGAAAGCCGUGGAAAAAGGGAGGCCGCGUGCCUGCAGGGGCCGGUGGUAGAGGAGGCUAUUCACAAGGCCGAGGAGGAGCAAAUGCUCACCAGGAAAGCAGACCAGCCCCUCCGCCCAAGCCAGUGAAGAAGGAUAAUGAGGGGCCGUUACAUCCCAGUUGGGAGGCCCGAAAGAAAGCAAAGGAGCAGCAGAAGGGUGCUGCAUUUGCUGGCUCGAAGAUUGUUUUUGAUUAG
This is a messenger RNA of Trichoderma asperellum CBS 433.97, 1512 nucleotides long. RefSeq lists its product as uncharacterized. Lineage: Eukaryota; Fungi; Ascomycota; Sordariomycetes; Hypocreales; Hypocreaceae. Gene Ontology annotation, biological process: maturation of SSU-rRNA. The record is from RefSeq and is a predicted model, not a curated record. Gene Ontology annotation, cellular component: 90S preribosome; nucleus.